GAGGGAUUGCCCUACCCGGCAUUUGCAGGUGUUCGGUGUCAGUUGAGCGCUCGAGCCGGCCAUUUCCUGAAUAGUGAUUUCCUCUUCUCCUUUUCCAAUUGGGACCUGAUCGUUGAAGCUUGUGGGAUUCUCGGAUCAUAUCUGCCAGAGGUGUUCCAACAACUGGAAGCCAGGGAAGCUACAAUACCGUACGGGACCUUUCGAACUGUUGCUUUGGCGGCGUUUGAAUGUUCACCACCCGAAUAGAUCCACCCUUUUGCUAUUUCUGCAAAUGCCAAUGCAACAGUCAUUUUCAGGUUGAUUGUGACAUUCAGUGAAAGAAGUGGCGCCAAGCAGGGUGAGGGGCCAAGGUGAGGGCGCCUACCUGCCACACACCUCGCCAAGGGGAGGGUCCCGUGUUAUAGGGCAGCAUGGAGGCGGGGGACUUCCAGAAGCUGGCCGUUAAGCAGUACCCCCCUCGAAGCAUCAGGGAAACGGCAGAAGGGAAAUUUUGGAAGUCGUUUGGCUCUCCAGUCCUUACACAGCACGUUGGCCCGGUGUCAACCAUCGACUUCAGCCCUGCUGCCCCGUAUGAUUUUGCAGUCACCAGCUCCACUAGGGUCAUUCUGUACGACAGUGCGCUCCGGAAGCCCAAGAAGACCAUCACCCGCUUCCGGGACAUUGCGUACUCCGGGACUUUCCGGCCCGAUGGGCAGCUGGUGGUGGCGGGCGGGGAGACGGGCAUAGUGCAGGUCUUUGAUCCGGGCAGCCGCGCGGUGCUGCGCCAAAUGAAGGGGCACUCCAGAGCGGUCCACUUUGCCCGGUACGCCCCCGACAAGACGCACAUUGCCUCCGGUGGGGACGACGCAACGGUGCGGUAUUGGGACUCCCCUGCGCAGGCGCAGCUGCUGUGCUUAGAGGGCCACACCGACUACGUGCGCUGCGGCGCGGUGAGCCCCGCCAAUGGGGACAUGUGGGCCACCGGCUCGUACGACCACACACUGCGGCUGUGGGAUGUGCGAGCGGGCGCGUCUGUCCUGCGCCUUGAUCACGGGCAGCCCAUCGAAGCGCUUGCUUUCUUCCCCUCAGGGGGCCUGCUGGUGUCAGCUGGGGGCAAUUACCUAAACGUGUGGGACAUCCUCGCAGGCGGGCGGCUGCUGCGGCGCGUGAGCAACCACCAGAAGACCAUCACGAGCGUGGCACUGGCCACCCCCCGUGGGGCCACCUUUGCUGGGGGCGCCGCUGCGCCGCGCCUGCUGUCUGGUUCCCUGGACGGUCACGUCAAGGUGUAUGACAUCAACGAUUUCAAGGUGACCCACGCUUCGCGCUACCCUGCGCCGGUCCUCAGCCUGGGCGUGUCACCCAACUGCACCACCCUAGCAGUCGGGAUGACCAGCGGCCUCCUAUCCAUCCGCACGCAGGAGGGCUCGCGGCGUGCCACGGCCGCUCCUGUGGGCCGCGGCGGUCGGGGCAUGCUGGGCCUGCGCCCCAAGGCGCGUAAAAGGCAGCGCCAGCAGUUGCAGCCGGGCACGUACCGCUACUUUCUGCGGGGCCAGGCCGAGGACGCCCCCGCCGGUGCCCUCGUGCUGCCGCGUGAUCGCGCUCCCCGCCUGGCCGCGCACGACAAGCUGCUGCGCCGCUUCCAGUACCGUGAGGCCCUGGACGCUGCGCUCCAUGGGGGCCGCCCUGAGGUGGUGGUGAGCGUGAUGGAGGACCUGGUGGCGCGCCACGGCCUCUGCUCCGCGCUGGCGGGCCGGGACGCCGCAGCCCUACAGCCCCUCCUCGCCUUCCUCGUACGGUACGCGGUGCACCCGCGGUAUGCGCGCCUGCUGCUCCGCGUGGCGCACAAGGUGCUGGACCUGUACGCGCCCACGCUGGGGCGGGCCCCCCAGGUCGACACCCAGAUGGAGCUGCUGCGGGAGCGCGUGCUGGUGGAGGUGCGGCUGCAGCAGAGCCUGCACGCGCUGCAAGGACUCCUCCAACCCAUCAUCGCAGCAUCCAUCUCGGCAGGGACCUGAUAGGCGCAAAUCGCACUGGCGCCAGCCCAACGGAGUGUCCUCAUACCAAGGUGACAGGCGGUCACCGUACGUUGAGAGUCGUGCAGGUGUGGUUGGUGACGCUUCUCUCGAGCCUUCUCCGGAGAAGGGUCUCAGGCAAAGGCCCGACGACGGGACAAGACAGACAAGAAGACUCGUGAUGUAUGUGUCUGGUCAAUGCCAGUACCACUUCAGUACCAGGCACUUGCGUUCAGUGGUUGGGUGCAAGGCCUGUUUGUCUGUGAGCGCCUGCGAAGAGUACAUGGUGCGAUAAUAUAGGACACUGAUGCGGGUUUGUUGGUCGUCGUACUGAGUACAGUCUAUCUAUGGUGCUAAAGAGCAAGUCGUCAAGCUUUUAGUAUCAGGGCACAUGCUUACAAAUGACUGGUUGCUGCAUACAAUCUAUAGUCCAUCGGGCUUCGAAUGGGUCUUGUAACAUUUCAAAGGUUCCCCCCAAAUAUAUGGUCCUUUGAUGCUGAUUGAAUGUUGACA
Messenger RNA from Klebsormidium nitens, 2507 nucleotides. Lineage: Eukaryota; Viridiplantae; Streptophyta; Klebsormidiophyceae; Klebsormidiales; Klebsormidiaceae. The record is from the annotation of a GenBank genome assembly.